This is a messenger RNA of Athene cunicularia (burrowing owl), 3674 nucleotides long. It is a transcript of the gene TLCD4, whose product is annotated as transmembrane protein 56. The transcript is spliced from 7 exons. Bases 294 to 1082 code for a protein of 262 amino acids. Gene Ontology annotation, cellular component: membrane; endoplasmic reticulum. Gene Ontology annotation, biological process: lipid homeostasis. NCBI's taxonomy places the organism in Eukaryota, Metazoa, Chordata, Aves, Strigiformes, Strigidae. The record is from RefSeq and is a predicted model, not a curated record.
CGCGCUGGGCGGACGCUGUCGCCUGUUGGGUCGCGGGUGGGCACAGGCCUCCGCCUGAGCCGGGCCGCGCCGCUCGCUCCCGGGUGCGCGAUGCGUGUUAGCGGUAAUAAAGUGUGAGACGCUCCCUAAACGUAAACGGGCUGCGUCCGUGCUCCUGUAGGCGUCCGGCGAGAGUUGUCAUUUAUCCACGAGAAGAGCAGAAACCAGCCUUCACCGCUUGUUGCCAGCCAGCCGGGUCGCGGGAGCUCCGAAACAUUCCCGUGUCGGAGCUUGACCGCGAGGGCUGAAGAACAAUGGCUUCCUUCAGCAACUUGACUAUUGGCAUUGCUGUUGCCAGUUUUACUGUAUUUCAACUCCUGUUCCAUGUUUUAAGUUCUUGGGUGUCAACGCGAAUAACGCCUGGUUUUAACAAUCUCAGCCAAAAAAGGAAGAUCGAAUGGAAUUCAAGGACAGUGUCCACAUUCCACGCCUUGGUGGUUGGUGGGUUUUGCCUAUAUAUUUUGUUGUAUGAUGACGCUGUUAAUGCUGACCGUCUCUGGGGUGACCCAUCAAUUGUGAGACUGAAUAUUGCUAUUACCACAGGCUACCUCAUUUCUGAUUUGUUGCUUAUUAUUUACUACUGGAAGGCAAUUGGUGACAAAUUUUUUGUAAUACAUCACUUGGCAGCUCUGUAUGCUUACUAUUUUGUACUGAGCAAAGGUUUGUUGGCUUAUUUUGGAAACUUCCGUCUGCUUGCAGAAUUCUCCACUCCUUUUGUCAAUCAGCGGUGGUUUUUUGAAAUACUGGGAUAUCCUAAAUCUUCAAAGGCCAACAUCAUCAAUGGUGUGCUGAUGACAAUUGUGUUCUUCGUGGUGAGGAUUGCCGUCAUGCCUAUAUAUUACAGCCAUGUAAUUUCUUCGUUUGGAACAGAGGCUUUCCAGAGAUUAGGAUUUGCAGCCCAGAGCGCCUGGAUUAUCUCAAGUGUUGUCUUGGAUGUUAUGAAUGUGAUGUGGAUGGUCAAAAUUGCAAAAGGAUGCUACAAAGUCAUUUGUCUUAUUGGACAGGAGGAAGCCAAAACUCAUAGAAAUGGAAAAUCUGACUAGAAAUCAUAUGCAUAAAAUGAAAUUUCUGCUAUGAAAAUAGUUUGGAUUCACUGAAACAGUGCACAUUUUUAACAUGGAAUGCUCCUUUUAAGGAAACAAGAUAUUACCUCUGUACUGACCUUACUCUUUCCCUAGCCACACUGCCUGCACACCCAGGGCCACGCUUUACAGAUCCUGUCCGCUGAGGAAUAGAAGCAAAAGCUCACACAAAUGAGUUCUACGUGUCUGUUCUAAGCAGUUACAAGCUACUGGAAUUAGAGAGGAGCAGACUGGUUACUUGCUUGCUGUCCACCAGUGUGUUCAAAGUGUUUCACUCAGGUUUCUCAGAUUAAUGUGUUUUAUAAAUCCAGUGAAUACUGACAUCUCUUUUUUUAGAAAACAAAAAAACUCCCCAAACUCCUGAUAUGGUGCAGUUUCCUGGCAAGUUUCUAUGUUUUCCUCUAGGAAUAACAAUCAAGAUUUCAUUCUUGACAACUUUUUAAUUUUUGCAAGACAAGCUAAAAAUGUAGCUUCGAUUCUGUGAAGUCUUUUACCGCUUUUCUGUUCUGCCUUAUAUGAAUGCAAACCAUUUUGGGAAAUUUAUGAAAUAAUUUUAUCUAAAAUGCUGUAUUAUAAGACUACAGAAUAUCUUAAAUAUUGUUAAAAUUCUCUGAUCUUGAUGGGAAGGAUUCACUUUUGCUGUGUUAAACUACACGCAAUAGUAUAUUGUCUAAAUUGCCCGUGUAAUUUUUUUCAUGAGUUAGUAUGGUAAAUGAUGUGUGGAAACAGCAUAAUUCUUACUGGAGUGGUUUUUCCUUUGCUGCUGCUACCUUUGAGAAGUGCUGCAACUCUCCUCAUUAUUUUUAACCCUUGACUAUUUGGAUGUGACGUUUAAUUGUAAAGAGAUUAAUUUCUUCUCUAUAUGUGAUGUAUAAUUUACAGUAAUAUGUUUUUAUCACAGAAAUGACCCUUUUGAUAUGAAUUGUUGAGGGUUUUUGUCACAUUUUCUUUGUUAACAACAUGAGAAAUCUGAUGUGUUAAACUGUGCCAAACUUCUGUAAAGCUAUAUGGUAGUUCUAUAGAAUGACAGUUCACUUCUGUAGGCACAACAUUUUAUUUUUUUUUUUUAAACCACGUAUUUUUCAAUAGGUACUCUGUUCCUUCUGCAUACUUAAAGGUUUGGAGGGCUCAGAGAGGAAUCUUACCAUGUAGGAAUAGUCUAGAAUCUAAUUUAUAAUAUAAUUUAUAGAAAUUCUGUUUUUAAAUGAUUUUGAGAGCUGUAUUUGUGUGUAGCUUGGUUUUGUUUUACUUACUUUAAACCAUAUCUGAAUUGGGACUGAUUAACUUCUGUUUUUUUCCUCGAUGUGAGGCUUUUUUCGUGUGGUUUUUUUGGUUUUGUUUGGUUUUUGACAUUGUUUGUUAUAUCUUCUGGUGAGUUGUGCUAUAAGUAUCCAUUUUCACUUAGUACUUUAGUGCACAUCGCAGUUAUUGUAGCAGACUGUUUAAGCAAUUUAUUCUCUUGUCCUGUUCACUCUAACAAAGCUGGGUGACAUGAACUCUCCCCUCUGUAGUUGGAGGUGUGAGUGCCCAAUACUGUGCUCUUGGAUGAAGGAUGCAGCAUUCCCCUCUUCCAGGGAUAGGCUGCCUGUAAGGCUCCAAGAGGACUGUGUAGGCUGAAAUGCCUUAUAACAAAGGCAGCUGUGAUGAGUUUAGUUUCCCAGUUAAAAUGAUGUCAGGGAGUAUUAUUUAGGCUAGCAUAAUAUGCACUUUUAUAAGCCUAGUUCCACUGUUUAACGGGGCAGGCUUUUUUCCAAAACUGCUUCCCGAUCCUGUCUUGUUAAGGAAGAUAUCAAGGAUUGUUAAUAUUUCUAUUUUUUUGGAAACCGUGCUUAUUAAUACUUCACAAGCCUGCAGACAAAAGAUCUGUUUAUGCCUUGGGAAAGUUGGCAGUUGAUCUGUUUACCUGUAUGAUUUGAGUGAGCUCAGUACAUUAUUUGGGUAUCAGUAAAUCCAAAGUCUUUGACAGUUGAUCCUGUGACCUGCUUUGCUGAAAGAAACAAGUCUCCCUUUUAUACUAAUUUGCAGAACCUGGUAUCUUUUAAAAUAAUGAUUUCAGUGUAUUGAAUGCAAAAUCUAGGGUAUGUACAAAGGCUCUGUGUUUCUAUCACCUUUAUAUUUUAAAGGUGUACAUGAAAUACUUGUGCUUUCAAAGUCACUAGAUCAGGGAAUCAUUUUGUAAUAGCGUGUUCCUUUCUAAAAUGAAUUUUAAAUUGAGUAAAUUCCAGCAUUUUGGAGAAUAUGUUUGAAAGUAGAAUUCUGCCUUUGUUACUUGGGAAGUAGGAUGAAAAAAAGAUUGAUAAGGAAGAUGAUUUGGAACAACUCUUAAGGUGAUAAUUCAUGAAAACUUUUUGAAAUUCAUCCCUUCUUAGCAUUGAUCUUCACUAUUUCAGUAUUUUAAAUUUUUUGUUUUCAAUGGAAAACAUUUAUUAAAGUGGUCCAUUUCCUUCACUUCUAGAUAGAUAUGUCUGAUAGAAGAAAAAAAAGUCAAGCUAGAAUAAAAUUAUGCUAAAACUACAUUUGUAAAAAAAAUCAAUUCCCUGCAUAAUACACUUU